GGGGUCGUGCCUGCCCCACGGCGCAUGCUCGGCGCCAUAAUGAACCAGGACCUGUGUACAAAGCUCUCGCCGAUCGAGGAAGUGGUGCUUUAUUCCGACGUUUUCGACGUCAACAGCGUCGUGUGCGCCGUUACGCUAGCAUGGCACGCGUGAUCGACGCUUCUCCGUACGUCCAGACGUGAGUUGGAGCCAAAAUGAAGCGGCUGACGCUGAAAAACUUGAAGCGCUCCCUGCACCACCAAAGUAAACAAGGCGGUGGGGAGGGGGGCGAGGGUAUAGAGGAGGCGUACAACAGCGACUCGGAGACGGCGUGCCGCGAGGAGGACUCGGACGAGUCUGCGGAGGUGCCCGGGAGGAGGCUCCGGCGGGCCGGCACGCUCCCCUACCCCUCCCGGCGGCGGCGUGAGCGCGAGGGCUUCAUGAGCACUAUCCGGCACCGUCUAAAAAUCGGCAAAGGUUCGCAGGAUCAGGAGAACUGUACAGAGGAGGUAAAAGAUGAAGAGAAGGAGGAUGGAGAAGUAGUAGAGGAGGAGACUGUCACGACUCGCCGGCCUACGCGCUCCAAGUCCAUGAGAGUCCGUAAGAAGGAGUCUGCGACGACGGUCGCGCUGCGGCCCGCCAACUCGGAGGAAAACCUGAGCCAGAGGAAAGACUCGCAGUACUGGACCCGCAAACUCCACGAGAAGAACAGAAAGGACCUUCCUCCGGCCCCUCACGAUGGAGAGGGGGAUGAGAACGGAGAGAUCACCAUGGACAUCUGUCACAAGAAGGUGGAGAGAAAGGACUCGUCCGAUUCCAGAUCCUCGAAAAGUAGUAAAAGUAAGAAUUCUCCCUUUUCCGUGUCGUCUAUAAACUGUACGCAGGAGAAGCCUAUUUCGAGCGAAAAGUCGCGGCUCAAGGCCCUGCGGUCAUUCUUGACUCUGCCGAGACGCGGCUCGAAGAAGAAAGGGUCGAAGGAAAAGGAGGAGCCGGAUAGUCCGGAUACGAUUUCAUCCAAUGGGGUGUCCCCGCGCGCCCUGCCCCCUUGUCCGUCGCUGACGGAGUCUCAUGACAUUUUCAACAGUGCCAGUUCCACGGUCCCCAGACCGCGUAACGGGAACAACGGAUCGUCUUACGAGCCAUACGACGACGAGGACAAUGAGCGCAAGAUUGCGUCGUACGAGCAGGUCGGCGGGCGCGCCCACGUCAACCACAGCCUCACGGAGGAGCUUCGGAAGCUGGUCAGACACGGUUGGUACUGGGGUCCGAUAUCGCGGGCAGAAGCGGAAGAGAAGCUGGCGCAUCUCUCGAACGGUUCGUUCCUGGUGCGGGACAGCUCGGACGACAGGUACCUACUCAGCCUCAGUUUCAGGUCGUACGACCGGACAUUCCACACGCGCAUCGAGCACUGUAACGGGAUCUUCAGCUUCUACUCGCAAGUCGAGUCCGAGGGGCACAAAUCCAUCGUAGACUUGAUAGAGCACUCCAUGCGCGAAUCUCAGUCCGCCGUGUUCUGCUACUCCCGCUCCCGGACGCCCGGCGCCCCGUCAUUCCCUGUAAGACUGACCAAUCCGGUGUCGCGUUUCACGCAGGUGCGGACCCUACAAUACCUGUGCCGCUUUGUGAUUCGCCAGUACACCCGCAUUGACCACAUCCAGUUGUUGCCCCUCCCGACCAAGAUUCGGGAGUAUCUGCAAGAGUGCCAUUACUAAGAGUAAGACACAACGGUGGGAUGCCCCAUCUUAAGUAAGAGUCUUGUCUAACCCUGUGGAAAAGGACAACCCUGUAAAAAAAUAACACUCAAAAUUAUGAUAUCGUUAUUAAUAAUACAGCAAUCAUGAGCAUUUUGAAAUCUGACAUUGUUCAAAUCACUCCUGGCAAUAUUUGUUUUAGAGUUCCCAUUUGCAAAUUUUUUUCUAGUUGCAUUUUUUGCUAAGAAUCUGACAAGCCUAGUAGUUGACUGUGUCACAUUUUCUUUAGUUGACCAACCCGAGCCUAAGCUAUUGUGUACUGUGUGAAAAAAACAGUGAAAUUCUAACAAGAAGUAGUGUUAGAGAAAUGUUUCUCUGAUAGAGUAGACAGUGAGUAACCGAUGAGUCAUAUAGGACCCCCCCCCCACACACAAGUGUUGUGUUGUUAUGACUCGCACUAAAAUGCCAAAAAUGUCGUUGUAAACCAUAAAUGCAAUACAGUUAGAAAGAGCUUCAUUUUGAACGUAUAGCUUUACAUCUGCCAAUGCUACAGUUGAGUUGUUCUGUUUGGUAACUGAAAAAAAGAUAACGAUUGAAAAUAUUGAAGCAAAAAUAAGAUGUGUUGUUAGUGAAUCUGCCUCGUAACAUGCCUAAAUGCAUAAAGUGUACUACAGAUUGAUACAAUUAUGAAUGAGUACAAAGAAACAAUUGCUAUUAUAGCAAUAAUGACGUUUCAUAUUUGGCCAUAGCUUGGUGUGGAUCUGAUACACGUGCCUACAUUUGUAUGUGACGAUGUCAUGUUAAUGUUAUGCUGGUCGCUUCAAAUCUGAAAAGUCAAUUUCCAGAUUUCAAAACCAUCUGUUGGAAGUCCUAAUGUCACAUCCCAAUGUUGUACCGAACAGUAGAAUUUGAAAUUUUUGCUAUGUUUUCUGUUUUGGCAAAAAAUGUUCUAUUACUAUAUUAGGCCACACCAAUUUAAUUUGUUGGUUCUCGGAUUUCCCGACCCAUUUUUUUCCGAUUUGCAAAAAAAAAGAAGAAAAAAAAUUAGUCCCAAGAAAAAUAUAGGUUUUGCUAUUGCAGACAUUUAAAAAACCCAUUCCAGGGGCACAUACUGCUGAUAAACCAAUCUGAGCGCUUAUUUGCAGCCACAUGAUCAGAACAGUGGUAUAAAAUCAAAGGAAGAGAUUCAUUGGAUAAAUCAUGCCAUGAAAAACUGAAAAUUUGACUACUUUACCUUGUUUUUUUUGUGUUAUAUAAGUUAACCACAGACUUUUUGCAAUUUUUUUUUUUUCGACCGACCGCCCCAAUAUUUUUUUGAAAAAAUCCGAGAACCAAGAAAUUAAAUUGGUGUGGCCUUAGCUCUAACAGAACAUGAUUUGUCUACUUCAGCCAUAACAUAAAUAGUUAGGUCAAGGAAAAAAUGUGGAGUUUUCUGGUACAGUUCUGAAAAAGAUUUUUGUUGGUUGCCAGGGAUUCAUUUUUUUCUUAGAGAUUGAAAAAAUACAGUUUAACAAUCUAAAACUGAAAUCAUCAGGACAUUUUCAACAUCAUAUUAUAAUCAUACAUUGCACAAGCCAUUUGUUUCAAGCACAAAAAGGCCUAGGGAAAAAAAUGUUGUGUUUCUUGUUUCCCGACUGACACUAGAAAAACCUGCCGACCCAAAUCUUAUGGGGGCACGGGCAGUGGAAUCACAUAGUUUCCAGUUUUGUUGUAUCUUAUGAAGGAUAAAUGUACCCUCACGCAGACAUUGAAAACAUAAAGUGUCCUCAUGCAUUUCAGUUUUGCUUUGUUAAACUGUAUUAUAUCACUAGAGUUUAGACUAAAGUCUAAAAAAAGUUAAAUUUAAAAAAAGACAACUCUACCUACUGACCUUUUUUCAGGACUGAAACAGGAAACACAACAUUUUUUUCCUAGGCGUAAUUACAACAAAAAUAAACAGAAAACAAUUCUACAAGAUCACCAAUAUGGAUGAGAUAGGAAAUUCUAUGUUGGCAGGUUUUUGCUAGUUUUGGUCUGAUAACCCAAAACACUACAUUUUAGGCCUUAUGGAGAUAUUUACUUUUAAGAAACGAGUGUUUGGAUGUAUAAAUUCUUAGCAAAUUUAACCCCUGUGGUGCCUAACCCUCUAACCACUAAGAUUCAGGUGCCAAAGGGCCUCAGUAGUGGUAGGGUUAAAGUGGCCAGUAUCAUUGCUCAAUGAUGUAUUUGUGGUCUGUGUACAUUUGCUGUAUUUCAAUACAAAUCCAAUUGUCUGGCCUCAAACUUUUGUCAGAAGAAUGACGUGGGUUUUUUUUUAAUCUUCAGAGAAAAAACAAAAGUUUGGACUCUUUAAAACAUUGUGGCUUUGAACACUCUGUUUGUUUUCUGUAAUAUGUGAUUCAUGAUGAGUCUGAAUUCUUUUAGCUUGUCAGAUUGGAAGUUGUUUAUUUCGUAUUCUGCAAUGCCAACAUUUUUCAAGGUUGAUAUUUUUAAUGUGCUAUCAUACAUAUAUGUUGGACACAAGUCAGUAUAGAUGCCACAGAACAAAAGAGUCUAUUGAUAAUGUAAAAUGGUUGCAAUUGUAGGGAGGAAUGACCGCUGCCAUAGUGCACAUCAUAUUGUUCAACAAAAGAAUUCUUCAAGCAUGAAGUAGCGGUCUUUCCUCCUGUUUGAAUGUGUUAUACUGCCAUAUUUUUUUCUCUUGUCAGCAUAUGUUCAAUGGAGUCUUUAUGUGAACAUGGUUGUUACAUGUACUUUACACGCAAAAGCACUGUGCUUGGUAUAGACUUGAUUCAGUUGUUUUUAUGUAAGAUGCUCUAAUUUUUGUGGUCAUCGUUGGCAAGAUUUCAUAAAAUAGAAUAUGUUCACUGGAAAAAAUGGAUACAAUACAAUAAUUUCUGUAAAUUCAUUGUUAUACUGAGUUGCAAUGAUUACCGUAAAUUUGUUUACUUUCGUGGUGGUUUUAUUUUGUAGCAAGAGGAAAAAAGGAGUUUUUCUUUGUGUUCUGAAUUUGCGGUCAAAACAAUUCUGUAUCACGGUAAUCAUACGUGGUGUCACAAAUUCUUGAAUGGACGCUGCAAAAAUAGAACCACUGUGAAAAUUUCAAGACUUACGGUAUCGUUUUGUGGCCGUUUCCAGACCGAACUCAGACUUUGUGCGUUACACUAACUUCUUUUUACCAAGUUGCAAUAACUGCUCAACUAUUUCAAUCCAUGACUUUGUGAUCUAACAUUGAAUAGUGGGAGGUUAUAAGAAUUCCAUAAUGUGUUUAGUAUACAUCGAUGUAUACAGAGAAUUUCUUGGUAAAAUUUCUUACCACUGGCCAUGUUGAAUCCAUUAUAUUGAUCACAUCCUCUGAGAAGCCCAAAAUUGAUGUGAGUGUGUGAAGAAAAAAAUUGUUUUGCCAAAAAAAAGUUCAUGUUGAAAUCGAAGUGGUCAGGAAGGUUGAACACACAAAGUAUGCUAUAAAGAACAAUUAUAGGUUCUUUGUUUUUGUUCUUUCAGGUCUUCUUUGACUUUUGAAUUAACUUUGGGACUGUGCGACAUUAGUACGCGUUUUCCGAUUUUUUGGGGGGGGGGGACAAUUUGUGGCAUACACUUGCUUCUUUUCAAUUCUGAACUUUUUCUUGUUGAAAAUUGAUGUGUGUAAGGAUAUCAUUCAUAUAAUGGAAACAACAUGUCCUAGCAAUAAUAAAAUGGUACAACGUAUAGCACUGUUGAAUUACAUCGCAUAUGGCUCAAUCACAACAAUGUA
This is a messenger RNA of Branchiostoma floridae (Florida lancelet), 5403 nucleotides long. RefSeq lists its product as uncharacterized. NCBI's taxonomy places the organism in Eukaryota, Metazoa, Chordata, Leptocardii, Amphioxiformes, Branchiostomatidae. Gene Ontology annotation, biological process: phosphatidylinositol phosphate biosynthetic process; intracellular signal transduction. The record is from RefSeq and is a predicted model, not a curated record. Gene Ontology annotation, molecular function: 1-phosphatidylinositol-3-kinase regulator activity. The transcript has a single exon. The coding region runs from base 195 to 1691 and encodes 498 amino acids. Gene Ontology annotation, cellular component: phosphatidylinositol 3-kinase complex.